Caretta caretta (loggerhead turtle) is the source of this 3164-nucleotide messenger RNA. It is a transcript of the gene AP3M2, whose product is annotated as adaptor related protein complex 3 subunit mu 2. Gene Ontology annotation, cellular component: clathrin adaptor complex. Gene Ontology annotation, biological process: vesicle-mediated transport; intracellular protein transport. The record is from RefSeq and is a predicted model, not a curated record. Lineage: Eukaryota; Metazoa; Chordata; Testudines; Cheloniidae.
AUCAGAGGCCUCGGGGCGUCACCGACCCGGGCGCGUCGCGGGUGGCCGAGUGUUGCCGCGGCCAUUCUCCGGGGCUGGGGUUGGCUGGGCGCCGAGGGGACUGUCGCCGCCAAGGCGAGGGGAGCGUUCGGACGUGGUGGGAGCCGGACGGGCCUGGGAGGAUCAAACUACUGCAGAACGGGGUCCUAUUGGGUAGGCAAAGUGUUUCCAGCACUUGGACUUCCUUUGGUUCAACCAUGAUUCACAGCCUCUUCCUGAUUAACUCCUCAGGGGAUAUUUUUCUGGAGAAGCACUGGAAAAGUGUUGUCAGCCGCUCUGUUUGUGACUACUUUUUUGAAGCACAGGAGAGGGCUACAGAGGCAGAAAAUGUACCUCCUGUGAUCCCCACACCUCAUCACUACCUCCUGAAUGUAUAUCGUCAUAAGAUUUUUUUCGUGGCAGUGAUUCAGACAGAAGUGCCGCCCCUAUUUGUCAUUGAAUUCUUACAUCGGGUUGUGGACACUUUCCAGGAUUAUUUUGGUGUCUGCUCGGAGGUAGUGAUCAAGGACAAUGUUGUGGUGGUUUAUGAGGUGCUGGAGGAGAUGCUGGACAAUGGAUUCCCAUUGGCUACUGAGUCCAAUAUCCUGAAGGAGCUGAUAAAACCCCCCACCAUUUUGCGAACUGUUGUCAAUACCAUUACAGGAAGCACUAAUGUAGGUGACCAGCUCCCUACUGGACAGCUAUCAGUGGUGCCAUGGCGACGGACCGGUGUGAAAUACACCAAUAAUGAGGCAUAUUUUGAUGUGAUUGAGGAGAUAGAUGCAAUCAUUGACAAAUCAGGUUCCACAAUUACAGCUGAAAUCCAAGGCGUGAUUGAUGCCUGUGUUAAAUUGACUGGGAUGCCAGACCUCACCCUCUCUUUCAUGAAUCCCCGGUUACUGGAUGAUGUCAGCUUCCAUCCAUGUGUGCGAUUCAAGCGCUGGGAAUCAGAGCGGAUCCUCUCUUUCAUCCCACCAGAUGGAAAUUUCCGAUUGCUCUCCUAUCAUGUCAGUGCUCAGAACUUGGUGGCAAUUCCUGUCUAUGUUAAACACAACAUCAGUUUCCGUGACAGCAGCUCAUUGGGACGCUUUGAGAUCACAGUGGGACCCAAGCAGACUAUGGGAAAGACUGUAGAGGGGGUGAUGGUCACCAGCCAGAUGCCAAAAGGGGUCUUGAACAUGAGCCUCACCCCCUCACAGGGAAUGCACACCUUUGAUCCAGUUACAAAGUUGCUCUCAUGGGAUGUAGGGAAAAUAAACCCCCAGAAGCUGCCGAGUCUGAAGGGAACUAUGAGCCUUCAAGCUGGCACAUCCAAACCUGAUGAGAAUCCCACCAUCAAUCUUCAGUUUAAAAUUCAGCAGCUGGCUAUCUCUGGGCUGAAGGUAAAUCGCCUGGACAUGUAUGGGGAGAAGUACAAACCGUUCAAGGGCAUAAAAUACAUGACCAAGGCUGGCAAGUUCCAAGUCCGAACUUAGAGAGCCCAAGAGUGAGGCAAGAACCACAAGCAUUUUCUCAUUUCCUAUGUACCCAGUUGUUGGAUCCAGCCUCUGCCCGCUAUCAACCCCCAUGGGGCUGCCCCCUUGCUUUUUUCUAGUUCCUCCAGGGAUGCCAGUACCCAGGUGGAUUGGCAAUGGCAUAUACAGGGAAGAACAGGACUGACCUGAAACCAUCUCAACUUUAGCUGAGUCUUAAGUUCUCAAGUGGCGGCAAAGGAAAAUGUGAGAAAUGUUCCAGUUCCUCGGGGAUGUGGGUUCCGAUAUGUCAACUCAGUUCUUUCUACCUUUAACCUGCUUGGCAAAGGACACUCUGGAGGCCUACUCCCCUUGUGAGCCCCGUACCAUGCAUUGCUAGGUUGGCUAGCAUUUCUAUGCAGAUCGAACAAGGUUCAGUUAAAGAAGCUGGACUCAAAAUUUAAUGGUUUAGAAUUUGCUCCUCUCCCUAACUGGCGAUUCUUGUUAGAACUGGAAGGAGAGAUAGGAUUAGUCAUGUGAGAAGAGGUCAGUUGCAAUAUUUCUUUGGAGAGGCAAAGGGAAAUGGAGGCAUCUCCUUUCCAGAAGUGGGAAGGAGGGAGCAGGAGCCUGUUCAGAAGGUUCACAAGGGGAGCAGGGAGGAAGUUGGAAGAGUGAAUCUGGUUAUCUCUUGCUACACAGAGCUCUCUUGAUCAUUACAUAACUUGAGCCUCUGAGGAGAGACUGGAAAUUCCCAACUAAACCUAGCCUUAUGCCCUGCCAAGAGCUGACUGGAGCAGGGAUUACCUUGUGAUGUCUGAAGGAUGGGGGUAUCUGAACAUGCUUACUGUCGUGAGACCCUGCUUCUCUUCUCUAUUCAGUAUUUUGGGGGGCGGGGGAGUGUUCUCUUGGUUCCCUUGUUGGGGGAGGUGGGACAGUUGUAUAUAUAAUUAUUUAAGCAUCUGUGUGAAGUGACGUAUGAUGGCAACCCUAAUGGCUGCUAAAUGAAGAGGAUAGGCUCUGUCCUGGCAAAGCGUAGGGGAGAGCGAUGCCUCUCUCCUUAUCUGUAACAAUGGCUAUGGUGGUUCUGUUGCUCACUGAUGUGUUUGUUUAAGGUCCCAUGUCCUAGUAUGUUUAUGAUGUUCCUGGCUGUUAUACUUGAUUCCACUCCCUGCCUUGUUUUGCUACUAUGCCGAUAGACUUUAGCCUCUUUUGUCAUUCCUCUGGGGUCAUCUGUCCUAUGAGAGACUAUGCCGCAUUUGUUCCCAUUCCAGCCUGUGCUGCAUCUCGCUGCACAGAGUAAUGUAUACAUGGACAGUGUGCAUAUUGCUCCAUGUUGCCCAUGAUGUGCUCUUCAGCCACUGAAUGCCAUAUGUGCUCUUCUGGGGUAACAGAACUUACCUGUGGUCUACUGGGCAUAUGACUACAUAACCCAGAAAGCUUCCUUGGCUGUGCAGUCAAGCACACAUAACCUGUGUGUAUGUGACCAAGAGGAGUGACACCCACUGUGGGAUAACAUGCAUUCUGCUCUGAUCUGUGUGUGAUGUAUGUUUGUAAUGGGUGAUUGUUACCUCAUUUUGGAAUUAGAUUCCUGUGCAGCUAAUAUGAAUGCUACUGCAGGGUGGCCUAGGAUCUGAGCAUGCUCAGUGCAAAUGUAACAGUUCUUCCAGGGUAUCAAUAAAAGUCAAUUUUACCCGU